Messenger RNA from Nelumbo nucifera (sacred lotus), 1856 nucleotides. The record is from RefSeq and is a predicted model, not a curated record. NCBI's taxonomy places the organism in Eukaryota, Viridiplantae, Streptophyta, Magnoliopsida, Proteales, Nelumbonaceae.
UCACUUUCUCGUUUUGUUUUAUUCAUUUUUUUUUUUCUCUAAAUCUAAAUCUAAAUCUCUUUCUCUUCUUUAUUCUUGCUUAUAUGUUCUGAUUCCCUUAUCUCAUCACAUCUAUUCUCCUUCCUUGGACUUGGGAGGGAUCUUCAUGCACCCUCUCGAUAACACUGACUAUUUCUACUUCUGGAUUUUAUUCUUAAUCUGUUCUUAACUAUUGGGUUGUCUGCAAAUAUUAGAAAUUCAGAAAUGGACGAUGAGUAUGCUAAGCUUAUCAGGAGGAUGAACCCGCCAAGAGUUGUGAUUGACAAUGAUGCUUGUGAGCAUGCCACUGUAAUUCAGAUUGAUAGCGCUAAUGAGCAUGGAAUUCUCCUGGAAGUUGUCCAAGUUCUCACAGAUCUGAACCUUACUAUAACAAAAGCCUAUAUAUCUUCUGAUGGUGGAUGGUUCAUGGAUGUGUUCAAUGUGACCGACCAUGCUGGUAACAAAAUCAGCGAUGAAGGAAUCAUUAAUUACAUACAGAAGACUCUUGAAACAGAUGCCUGCUUCUUACCCUCGUUGAGAGGCUCUGUUGGAGUAAUGCCCUCUAAUGAGCAUACCUCAAUUGAACUAACAGGUGCUGAUAGACCUGGUUUGCUGUCCGAAGUAUGUGCCGUGCUCAAAAAUCUUCGAUGUAAUGUAGUCAAUGCUGAGAUCUGGACACACAAUGCUAGAGCAGCAGCAGUGGUUCAUGUGACAGAUGAGAUGACAGGGUGUGCAAUUGAAGACUCAGAAAGACUUUCCACAGUUAAGGAACUUUUGUGCAAUGUUCUCAAAGGAAACUAUGACCUGAACACAGCAAAAAUGACACUUUCAUCUCCUGGGGUGAUGCACACAGAGAGGAGGUUGCAUCAGAUGAUGUUUGCAGUCAGGGACUAUGAAAGGGUUGGGGUAACAGGGAUGGGGAGAACUGAUGAGGAUAGGAGUUCAAGGCCCCAUGUUACCAUAUCAGACUGUGUUGAGAAGGACUAUACUGUGGUUACCAUGAGGUCCAAAGACAGACCAAAGCUCUUGUUUGACACUAUAUUUACCCUAACAGAUAUGCAGUAUGUGGUGUUUCAUGGAACAGUCAACACAGGGAGGUUGGAAGCUUAUCAGGAAUACUACAUCCGACAUGUUGAUGGUCUCCCUAUAAGCUCAGAAGCUGAGAGACAACGUGUUACACAGUGUCUUGAAGCAGCCAUUGAGAGGCGCACUUCAGAGGGACUGGAGCUAGAACUGUGCACAGAGGACCGGGUUGGACUUCUCUCAGAUAUUACCAGGAUAUUCCGGGAGAAUAGUUUGUGCAUCAAAAGAGCAAAGAUCUCUACAAAGUGUGGGAAAGCAAAAGACACUUUCUACGUUACAGAUGUGUCUGGAAACCCAGUUGAUCUCAAAACAAUUGAAUCCAUCCAAAGAGAGAUUGGGCAAAGCAUACUGCGAGUGAAACAGAACCUGAGUUUCUCUCCAAAGCCUCCCCAGGAGACAGCAGGCUUCCUCCUGGGGAACUUCUUUAGAACUAAUUUCAGAUUGAUCAGAUCGUACUCUUAACAUCUCUGUACAUAAUCAUUCAACAAGAAACUGUGCAGAAAUAUCAAAAGUUCCGCCAAACACCACAGGAAAAAACUAAAGCAUUGUAACUGUGUUCUUCCAACUAGCAUCAUGGAGGGGUUAAAUAUUGUAUCAUCAUACAGAAAAAUAAAUUUAGAGAAUACCCCACUGUAUACUGUAAAAUACAGAAAAGUCUGGUAAAUGCUUCUCUUUGUAAAUAACAUGUGUAUAGAACAGUCUGUAUGCUGUGAUUUGUGAACAAAGUAAAUGUAAAAAUAGAUUUUGUAUAUUCC